CAGAGCGCACGGAUCGCAGAUCAGGUCUCUGCGCUCUGAGCCGCCACAGCAACAUUCCUGGGAGCGUUCCCCACGCCGGUGACCAUUUUAAUUGUUUUUAUCCGGGCGGUGAGUCAGAGUCAGAGUCCGGGUCUGGGAUGGAUGCUGCGGGGAGAGACGCGCCGGUGAGCCCGCUGGAGAGGAGCAGCCACACGGCGUUCAUUGACAACAACGUUCUGUACGUGUGGGGAGGUUACCAGGUGGUUGCUGGAGAGGAUGUCAUGUUGCCCAGUGAUGAGAUAUGGCUCUGCGAUUUAGACAGUGGGACGUGGGAGCGGAGGGCGAUCACAGGCGACAUCCCCCCGGACUUAUCAGGCUUCUGCGGCUCUCAUGUUAACAGCACGCUCUACAUCUUUGCAGGAUGUGACCCCGCUGGAUACACCAACCAGAUGUACAGCGUUGACCUCACAGAGCCGUGCUGCUCAUGGAGGAAAGUGACUGACACCAAGGGAACGACACCGUCACCACGACACAAACAUUCCUGCUGGGUACACAGAGACAGAUUAAUCUACUUUGGUGGAUAUGGAUGUAAGACCAUAGGGGAAGUACAAAACACGUCAUCAUCCAGCUUCGUCGUGGAAGAGAUGUCCUGGACGACAAUUGGAGACACGUUGUUUAGGUGCUGGGGCUGGAACAAUGAGGUCAUUGUUUUUGACACACAUACUGCUACGUGGAGCGUGCCGGAGACUCAGGGUCCAGCUCCCACUCCCAGAGGCUGCCAUGCCAGUGCCCUUCUCGGGAACAAAGGUUACGUCUCUGGUGGUGGGGAGACGGCAGAGUUGGACAUGUUCUGUUUAGACCUGGUGACCUGGACCUGGACUCGAUUUGACAUCUCCCCAUCCUGUUCACCCCCGGGGCGCUCUAUGCACACGAUGACGCCCGUAUCAGAUCACACGCUCUUUGUAUACGGAGGACUCAGCACGGGGGGAAACACUCUCAAUGACGCCUGGCAGUUCAACACAGUUAAAAGAGAGUGGACCAAGAUGACACACCCUCAUGAGGACAAGCCCCGGGUCUGUCACACAGCGUGCCUGGGAAGUGACAGUGAUGUUGUUGUGUUCGGGGGGAGCAGUAACCUCUGCAUCCUCAUGGACUCGGUGGCUAUUCUGAGGGCUCCAUCACAACAUCACUGCAGAGACGUGAUCAUCUUUCAGACCCAGCCGUACUCCCUCUUCAGAUUGUGUGAGGACUUCAUGGGGAAAAGCCCGGAGCUGUUUGAGAAGCAGCUGAACUGGCUGCCACCGAAACUGAGAAGCAAAAUUGAUAAGAGAGUGGCCUUUUUCACGAACAUGAAGCCUGUCCUCACAGCCUGACUGUUUUUAGAGCCAUGAGAUUCUGAGCCAGUCAUUAUUAUAAAACUUUUUUUUUUUUUUUGUUGAAAAUGUGUUCACAAUGAUUUAAAAAAAUGGUGCUCAAAAGUUUCAUUGUUUUAACUUGAGGAAAUAUAAUUUGUAAAUAAAGUCUUGUCUUAUUUUAAACAACAAAGAUUUAUUAGGUCUAUAUAAAUUUUACUCUAUGUACUGAUUUGAUGAUGUGCAAUCUGUUUUCGA
Molecule: messenger RNA, 1589 nt
Organism: Toxotes jaculatrix (banded archerfish)
Lineage: Eukaryota; Metazoa; Chordata; Actinopteri; Toxotidae
Product: kelch domain-containing protein 1-like
Exons: 13
Coding region: 138-1352 (404 amino acids)
Molecular function (GO): protein binding
Source: RefSeq, a predicted model, not a curated record